Caenorhabditis bovis is the source of this 1338-nucleotide messenger RNA. The record is from the annotation of a GenBank genome assembly. NCBI's taxonomy places the organism in Eukaryota, Metazoa, Nematoda, Chromadorea, Rhabditida, Rhabditidae.
AUGGUCAAAAGAAGAAUAGCUGGUCGCGGAGACAAAUUAUCAGCAAAUCCGGCGCUCAGUGAGCAAAUUGAGAGGGACAAUGUCGCGAAGGAAAGAGCAGAGCUUCGUGAGAAGCAAAAAAGGAAACGGGGGGAUUCUGAAACCGAUGAGUAUAUGCCAGAUUCUCUGUCGACGAAAAUUCUUUCUGAGGCAAGAAAACAAUUAAUGGAAGAGCAGGCCGAGGAACAAGGAAAAGAUGUUGCCAAGCCUUCAAAAAGAACGCGAAACUUUUCGUUGGGCGCCACUUCAACAAAAUCUGAUGAUGACGAUGAGGAUGAUUUGGAGGAAAAUGAUAAUGGAUUCGAGGAUGCAAUCAUCGAACUGAAUCCGGAAGAUGAGGCGGAUUUGGCUAGAUUUUUGAAGAAAGAUGCAUCUCAAAUGAAUACCUUAUAUGAUAUAAUUCAGUCGAAAAUUGAGAAUAAGGCAAUCGACGCUGAAAUUGCUUUAAGCCAAAUCGGAGCGAAUGAUUUUAAUAUGCGCGAAAUGGAUCCGGAAGUGGUUGAAAUGUACGAGCAGAUCGGUGUGAUUUUGUCGAAAUAUCGUAGUGGAAAAAUUCCGAAAGCGUUCAAAAUCAUCCCGAAAAUGAUUAAUUGGGAGCAGAUUUUAUUCAUAACGAAACCGGAAAACUGGACAGCUGCUGCCAUGUACCAGGCGACGAGAUUAUUUGCAUCCAACAUGAACCCAAAAAUGUGCCAACGAUUCUACAAUUUGGUUCUUUUGCCGCGCCUUCGUGAUGAUAUUGAUGAGUACAAAAAGCUCAAUUAUCAUUUAUACCAGGCUCUCUGUAAAGCAAUGUACAAACCGGCCGCAUUUUUCAAAGGACUCAUUAUUCCGUUGUGUGAAUCUGGAACAUGCACACUUCGUGAGGCUGUCAUUUUCAGCUCAGUUCUCACAAAAGUGCCGAUUCCGAUGUUCCACGCGGCCGCUGCCAUGCUGAAGAUUGCUGAGCUUGAAUACACUGGAUCGAACUCUGUAUUUUUGCGAGCACUGAUCGAUAAAAAAUUUGCUCUUCCUUAUCGCGCGAUCGACGCGGUUGUUCAGCAUUUUGUUAGGCUCAAAAAUGAUGAACGCGAUAUGCCAGUUCUUUGGCAUCAAUGCCUUCUGGCACUGUGCCAAAGAUAUAAAAACGAUUUAAACAAAGAGCAAAAAUCAGCGAUUUACGAUUUGAUUAGGUACCACGGGCACUACUUAAUCACGCCGGAGAUUCGUCGAGAGCUCGAAUCGAAGGAGACUGAGGAUGGGCACAUCAUCACCACUGUUGAAGUGGAGGGUCGAAAGAAAGACAGCAUGGAAUUCUGA